Molecule: messenger RNA, 4211 nt
Organism: Setaria italica (foxtail millet)
Lineage: Eukaryota; Viridiplantae; Streptophyta; Magnoliopsida; Poales; Poaceae
Exons: 4
Coding region: 313-3939 (1208 amino acids)
Molecular function (GO): protein binding
Source: RefSeq, a predicted model, not a curated record
CAAUGGCAUGUCGAGCUUUCCGAAAAGAGAUGCAUUCCUUGUCCAUGCAUAUAUCCAGCUUUUGAAAAGAAAAAAAUCCAACAAGCUAGCUACUUCUUGGUUCUACAUAGUUCCUGAGCGCGGUCGUUAUUUUUGUUGCAUCACAUCGUCCUCCUGUUCGUUUUCUUCACCCGGUUCAAGGCUAUCUCAUCUCUCACACUGUCACUCCACUCAACUGUAAGACACAAUGCGGGUUCGUCAGAAACCAGAUUAGGAUCAUAAUGUGGCAGGCUCUUUUAAGAAAUUGUGGGGAGCUUUAAUUUGUGGAUCAUAAUGUGGCAGGUGGGACUAACCAUCGGCGCCUUACCAAACGUGACUGGCCGGAAAAUGGAUCAACCAGUUUUUUAUCAGGUCGACAUGCUAAUUAAUUUGUCAGAAAGGUUUGGUGACCUCACCUUCCAUGAGAGGCUAGGGGUGUUAAUGCCAUGGACUGAAAUACCAGCGUUGGAUGAAAAGGUGGCGAAGUGGAGCAAGGAGCACCCGGUGAUAUUCUGGAACGCCGGAAUUGGACCUGCAGCUUCGUUUCUGCCGACCUUGACCAGGCUCUUAUUCGAGCGCACCAAGGACCUGUAUGGGCCCUACGACCACAUUAUACGCCUGACGCUCACACCCGCCGCGGCAGCAGACAGCAGCUCUGCCCAGCAUUGGCUGGCGUUUGAGACACUCAUCCAAAUGGCAAGAUCCCUCAAGAUUGCACUUCCUGACGACAAGCUGCAGGAGCUCAAGCAACUCGUCGAAGAAGAGAGCUACUUCAGCUAUGGCACAGUCUCCGACAACCUGAUGCUCCAGGCAUUCGGAUACGAGUACGUCGACUCGUUUGGAUCAGAUCCGUCCGAUCUAAUGUGGGACCCUAGCUUUGGCCGUCUACCUCGUUGGUCUCCAGAAUUCGAAAGGAUCAUGAAAGCGUUCCUAGGGAAGAAGCAUCUGCUGCUGGUAGAAAACCUGCAUGUUCCCGUCCCAUUGGACGUGCUGUUUUACACAAUGGGCGGACGGCGGCCGUCACCCUUCCAGAGCCGGUGGCUCAUCUCAACAACUUCCGAGGAUGUCUGCGACAAAAGCAGAGAGGCUAGAACUCGUUCUCCCUGGGAAGUUCGUCUAAGCCGGGAAUAUUACCGGGAAUAUUACCAUGCCCUGCCUUUUCAUGAUCUCCUACAGCCAGAGUGGGCUGUGCUGAUUAAAGAGGCCUUAGUGGACGCAGCCGCCUCCAUCCAUAACACACUCAAGCAGCAAGGAGACGAGUUCUGGCUCCACGUGGCUCAACACUGCUUGUAUUAUGGUGUCCUCUACCAUCGACUGCAAGGAGCUGCUGGAUGUCAGGCAAGCACCACCUUCUCUGUUACCUCCGAUGAGCUGGUUCGCUGUUUGGUGGCUGAGGAACUGAUUUUUUCAACAACAAGCCCCACCAGGAAACCAGCAGCCACCGGCAAGAAACAGAGCAACUACUACAGGUCUGCAUAUGAAGCUGGAAAGGUCGUGGUUCAAGCCUUGCAAGAAUAUUCAUUACUUCCAAUAUAUUCUGUUUCUACCCCAACAAGCAGCACUUCAUGGACGGCUACCACCACUUCUGCAUCAUCCUUCCAGGAUACCAUCACUGGCGUGUCACAGUUAGCUAAGGGUGUCUCCCGACUCAAGCAAGAUGAACUUUAUGUACCAAAAAGGAGAGAGAAACUGAGAUGGGUCUCAUUUAUGAAUGGUGAUGGUAGGCAUGUAAGCUGGGAUUGGAGAAGGAAACAGAUGGCAGAAUUUAUCCCAGGAAAAGUGAGCAUGAGCACCCUUAUUCUGAGAGGUUGCUCAAACAUAUCAGGCUUUCCUUUUGAUGAAGUGUUAAACAGCUUCAUCUGUGUUCUUGAUUUGUCCUAUACACCAAUAGAUUCUCUGCCUCCUGGGUUUUCUCAGCUACUGAAUCUGAACUUGCUCUCACUUAGAGGCUGCUCUCAGCUCGAGACCUUGUCUCCAUCACCACCUAGUUCUGAUGAAGAAACAUCACCACUCGCACAUCUAGAAAACCUUCAAGUCCUUGAUAUGAAUGGGGUUCCCUUGCUGGAGAUAACCCAACAGGAUGGUAGCAACAAGAGAAAUCUGCACUACCUUGAUCUGUCAGGUUCAAGAAUCACCACUCUGCCUUCUGAAUUCUUCCAUAGCAUGUUAAGUCUUGAGGAGCUCAUUCUUGGUCAUUGCUCCAAUCUCAAAGAACUGCCUCCUUCCAUGGCUGAACUGUACAAUCUUUUGUUCCUUCAUGUGGAGGGGACUAAGAUUACCUCUUUUCCAGAGGAUAUGUUUGAAGCAAUGCAAAGGCUGCGUACACUCAAGCUGAUCGACAACACGCUAUUGACGUCACUCCCAAGGUCACUAUCUGAAUCCAAAGGCCUCAAGGAGCUACAUAUUUAUAACUGCAUUGGAUUGAGGCUUCAGUUUAUAUGGGAUCUGUUACCAUACCUUGAAGAUCUUUAUAUACAAACAUGGGAGGCGUUGGAAGAUAUCAAAAUCCAUGACCAUCGUAACCUCAGAACCUUCUCACCCUCUGGACCAUGGAUUAGGUGCCUGUCCUUGCGUGGGUGCAGCAGGCUGAAAACUGUGAACUUCAGUGAUGAUCUUACAGCACUGGAGGAUGUUGAUCUUUCUGGAACAGCCCUUGAGGAGAUCCCUCACAGCCUCCCAAAUUUACCAAAAUUAAAGACAUUACUUCUUCUGAAUGUCCCUUGUUUCAAGAGAUUCCCGUGGCAUCAGUUGGUUAGGUUUCCUGAGGUAUUCUAUUUGGAUCACUGUGCAGAUGAUCAUAAGCAAUUUUUAAAGAUGUUUUGCAAGCAGGAAAUUUGUGAGGAUGAAAAUCAGCAUACAGAGAUAACGACCAAUACUGCUCAAAUCAACAUAAACGAUUCCAGGAUCUUUCAUAGCUUUAAUGCGGAUGCUGCUAACAAGUUAGUGAAGGAAGGACAGUUUCUUCAGUCAUUUAAUGUCCAAGUUAAACCAUGCAAUGUGAGAGGCAAGAAGCCACAGAAUAUAAAUGGUGAGAUUUGUACUAAGAUCCAGAGGCGAUCACCUUAUCUAGAUGUCUGUCAAUGUGAGGCAGCUAGCAUCUUUCCCAUGAUGAAACUUCAGCCAAAGCAGCGCCAUGUGCAGAUAUCCGCGAAGAAUCGAUAUCCAAAUGGUUUAAGGCAUCUUCUCUCUGUUACAAACUCAAUGUUCAUUACAGAUGAUGCUUUUGUCAGAUGCCUUACUGACCUGAAUUACAGUCUAAUUUGCCUAGAAGAAUGCCAGCUCCAACGCUGCCAUCAAAUGACAGAAGUAUUCAGAAUGAAUUCGGAAGCCUCAUCAAAGUCAGAGGUAUUCCCAUCCCUAAGGAUACUGCAGGCCUCCUGCCUUGAGAACCUACUAUGCUUUGUUAAACCAGUUCUGAGACGAUUAUAUAAUCACCAUGGGCCGAUAACUUUGAAAGUACUAAAACACAUCCACGUUGAGCACUGCCCACGUCUGGAGAAAAUUUUCCCAUGCAGUUUGUCAUUACCAGCACUGGAGACUCUGGUCAUUCUGUUCUGCUACAACCUGAAGACAAUUUUCUACAAUCAACCUGACUAUUAUGUAGCAGCUUCUCCACUCCCAAACAUCGAAAGGAUCUACCUCCAGGAGCUGCCACACCUGCAGCACUUCCAUGAUGAUGUCACGUUUCAAUUUGAUACACCAAAGUGGGAGAAGCUCUUUGUUCGGGGCUGCCUAUGCUUUCAGAGUCUCCCACUCCUGAAGAAGGAAUAUCAAAAGUUAAAGGUGGAAGUCAGCGGAGAGCGUGACUGGUGGGGCAGGCUGCAGUGGAUCCUUCCAGAGCAAAGCGAUUACUACUUGCAUGUGCCGCCACCGGAGUUCGUAUCGCGCAAGAAACAUAUCAUCAAAAGCUACCUUAGGUGAGUUUCAUUUCAUACCGAGAGUUUUACUGCAUGCCCAGGAUGCAUUGUGUCGAGUGUGUUCUGUUUCUUCUAACAAUAUUUCUCAAGGGACAUGUAAUAUUUGUGCUAGAUUGCUUGGUCUGUUUGGGUUUGUUUGUGUGUUAAUAAUUGGCAAUUUAGGUUGCCAUAAAACCAGCAAGCUAUGUGUGUGGACUGGUGCGCUGAGAAAGAAUUAAUUUGAGACUAUUUGUAAUUCGUAACCGUUAUAUUACACCAGCGCUGGUUAUGGAUCAA